CAACGGGGCUCUUUAAGUUGCUGAGCGCGCGACACAGAGCAGCCAUUCAUUCCGGACAGCCGCAGGAGCGCGAGCCGCUCAGAGAGAGAGAGAGAGAGAGAGAGAGAGAGAGAGAGAGAGAGAGAGAGAGAGAGAGAGUGUGUGUGCGUGAGAGGAGGAUAGCACACACACACACACACACACACACACACACGCACGCGCGCGCACGCCGCGAUUCCGGUCCAGCGCCGUCACGAAGUCAGUGUGAGUCCGCUGCUGAAUGUACUCACCUUUACACAGCACCAGGAGAACCACAUCAGGAACCUGGAUGGACACAUCAUCCUAAUAAAAGUGCAUCAGGCUACAAACUGAGAUAAAUAGUCACUGUGCAGUAGACUUUUCUCCAGAGGAAGAGGUCAGAGGUCAGAGAGAGUGAGAGGUUUACUCAUCAUUGUGGUGAAUACAUCAGAUCACCUGGUGAGUGUAGAAGAUGUCGGCUGAAGAACAGAGUCUGUCAGAGGUGGAGCUGAGUCCCGGGGUGUCGGAUGAUGGCGGCUCCGUGUCUCCGGGGCGGGCGGGUCACGCAGGAGACUCUCAGCUGGUGUCAGGAGGUGGGGCAGAGGAGGAAGGGGCGGGACUGUCUCAUGCAGGAGUCUCGGUAAAAUCAGACGAAGAUGACGAUCGCUUCCCCAUCGGCAUCCGCGAGGCGGUCAGUCAGGUGCUGAAUGGCUAUGAUUGGACGCUAGUGCCCAUGCCGGUGCGCGUCAACACGGGCAGCAAGAGCAAACCGCAUGUCAAGAGGCCCAUGAACGCCUUCAUGGUGUGGGCUCAAGCCGCACGCCGCAAACUCGCCGACCAGUACCCUCAUCUACACAACGCUGAGCUCAGCAAAACACUCGGCAAACUGUGGAGGCUCCUGAAUGAGAAUGAUAAGCGGCCGUUCAUCGAGGAGGCGGAGCGUCUGAGGAAGCAGCAUAAGAAAGAUUAUCCGGAGUAUAAAUACCAGCCCAGGAGACGGAAGAACGGGAAGCCGGGAUCCAGUACCGACAGCGACGCCCACUCUGAAGGUGAUGUCACUCACAGCCAAUCACAUUACAAGAGCCUUCACCUGGAGGCGGGGCAUGGUGCUGGGGCAGGGUCUCCUCUCACUGAUGGACAUCACACACACCCAGCAGGCUCCAACCACAGCCCCCCGACUCCUCCCACUACUCCCAAAACAGAGCACCAGGGUGGCAAAUCAGGAGAGGGGAAGAGAGAGGGUGGGGCCAGAGGGCUGGGAGUGGGGGCAGAUGGAAGCUCUGCCUCUUCAUCGUCUUCCUCUUCCUCAAAACCACACCUGGAUUUCGUGAACGUGGACAUCGGCGAGAUCAGCCAUGAAGUGAUGGCCAACAUGGAGCCAUUUGAUGUCAACGAGUUUGACCAGUACCUGCCUCCUAAUGGGCACCACCCAUCAGGCUCAGGCUCCGCCUCCUGCCCAGCCCCAUCCCCUUCUCCUUACUCCUACUGGCUGUCGAAACAGCAGCUAAGCUCAGAAGGUGGGAAAACACAGGUCAAGAGCGAGACGCAUUUCUCGGGUAAUGCUGAUGCUUCAGUGGGCGGGGCUUCUACAUCAGGGGGUGGAGCAUCAGCUCAUGUCACAUACACACCUCUCAGCCUGCCUCAUUAUGGCUCUGCUUUCCCCUCUUUGGCCUCCAGGGCAGCACCGUUUGCCGAAUACGGAGAUCACCAAGCAUCUGGAUCAUAUUACACACACUCGGGCCAAUCAGGGCUUUACUCCGCCUUCUCCUACAUGAGCUCCGCCCAGAGGCCCAUUUACACUGCUAUCACUGACCCUGCCCCUGGGAAUAGCCCCACCCACUGGGAACAGCCUGUGUAUACCACUCUGACCCGGCCGUAACACACACACAAGAGAAAGACAUGAUGAUGAUGAUGAUGACGACGAUGAUGACGACGAUGAUGAUGAUGACGAUGACGAUGAUGACAAUAACAAUAAUGAUUUAGUCUCAGACACACAGAUCACACAUUUAAUGGGGAAAAAGAUUUGACAGCCCACUAGCAACACACACACACACACACACACACACCCAGUAAAGAGACUAAUUGAUAAUGAUGAUGAUGAUGAUGAUAAUGAUGAAUAUUUGUCUAACUGUCAUUGUGGCUGAUCCCAUACAGGUGGGCGUGGCCACACACACACACACACACACACACACACACACACACACACACACACAAUUAGACAGGACAUUUUUCGUUGCUCAUGUGAAAUGGAAUUUGAGUGUCAGUGUUUCUGAAGGACAUUUUUACCUGCACAUUUAAACAUCAAACUUUAUUAUUAUUAUUAUUAUUAUUAUUAUUAUUAUUAUUAUGGAAUAAUAAUUCUUUCUUAUUAACCAAAACGAGGCCAUUUUCUUUGUUGUUGUUGUUAGAAUCUUUGACUGUUGAUGGUUUUUGUCAUCAUGACCACCACUGAACUGCAUUUUGGUGAUGAAAUGAGUUUGUGUAUAUAUUUUAGUGUUAGCGUGGUGGAUCGAUGUGUCGAUAUGAUAACAACACUGUAACACUUUUCAUUUCCUAGACGACUUUGCGUUGUUUUAUCGUAACCAGCGAGAGAGGAUGUGAACGCCAACCACAAGUGCCUACAGCACACUGAAACUCAUUUAGAAAAUGUUUGUGUGAUUUUUUCUUUCAAAUUUAUAAUGUUAAAAUGAAAUUUUCUUUCAGAAAUGACAGAGAAACAGCUAGAGAAUUCAUGAGGGGUGGAGCUUGUACAUGGUGGGCGGAGCACCCACUCACAUAAUGUGCCUUCUUCUACUCUGACUACGAACAUUUAAUGAUUUAUUACAUGGACAUACUGUUAAUAUUUUCACUCUCUUCUUUUUUAUUUCUUUUCUAAUUUUAACUUUAGUGUUCUUUCAUCUAUAUUCAGUAGUAUUAUAUAUAUAUUAAAAAUAUACAAAAACUAUACAAAGUGUUAGAGAAUCUACAUGCAGUAGGUGGAGCUUGUUUUAUUUAUAUUGUUGUUUUUAUUCUCUGUUUUCCUUUUAAGUGACUUUUUUGUGUUACACGUUGUUUUGUGUACGAGUUUUUUGUUAAUGUGUUCCAGUAGAGACUAACGACACACAUACUAAAUAAAACUCCGUCCGCUUUUCUAUGAAAAAUAAAA
Molecule: messenger RNA, 3142 nt
Organism: Pangasianodon hypophthalmus (striped catfish)
Lineage: Eukaryota; Metazoa; Chordata; Actinopteri; Siluriformes; Pangasiidae
Gene: sox10
Product: SRY-box transcription factor 10
Exons: 4
Coding region: 470-1876 (468 amino acids)
Biological process (GO): morphogenesis of an epithelium; negative regulation of transcription by RNA polymerase II; enteric nervous system development
Cellular component (GO): nucleus
Molecular function (GO): DNA-binding transcription factor activity, RNA polymerase II-specific; RNA polymerase II cis-regulatory region sequence-specific DNA binding
Source: RefSeq, a predicted model, not a curated record